This is a messenger RNA of Saccostrea echinata, 2380 nucleotides long. RefSeq lists its product as uncharacterized. The record is from RefSeq and is a predicted model, not a curated record. Lineage: Eukaryota; Metazoa; Mollusca; Bivalvia; Ostreida; Ostreidae. The transcript is spliced from 2 exons. Bases 40 to 1869 code for a protein of 609 amino acids.
UAUCUGCAGAAAGCACACCUGUCAGAGAGAACAUUGGACAUGGCAAAUCCAAUUAAAGAAUUUGAACCCAAUGUCCUAAGACAUGUACAUGAUGAUGAAGAGGGCAAUAACUUUGCCAGUGAAAUUGUGUGCCACUUUAUGGAAGGAAGAUACUUUAUAAAGACCAAGUUUCAUGAAGAGUUUCUUGAAAAAUUAAAGGAUAAAAGAGCAACAAAAAGUACCUGGAUCUAUUUAAAUGGACUUGAGGGUUUGGGGAAAUCAUCAUCUGCUAUUUACUAUGUUUUGAAAUGUCGGGAAAAUGGUGAUGUGUCAGUUCAUUAUGUUGACCUGGAUAGAAUUGAAACAAGAGAUGAAGAUUUGGAAUCCUUCAUAGCUUAUUCUAAGAAAUUUGGAAAUAGGGACUGCAUUAUAGUGGAUCAUCUAACCCUGUGUAAUGCUCAUUAUUUAGAAAAGGUUCAAAAAAUUGUGAAGCGGCAAGUUUCAUAUCCAAAGUUCAUUCUCAUUGAAACAGGUUUCACUGCAAGUGCACAUAAGUGUAUGGAAUUAGGGAGAGAAUUUCAGCUUGAUGAAGACUCUUUUCUCAACAUUUGGAAAGGAUCUUUAGAAUACCUAUUAUCGCAAAAAGACAAGGAGGAUAGGAAUUAUGAGCAUAGAUUAGGCCUUUUAGAUAAAGGAAAGGAGGUUUAUGAUGAAUUUUCAAAGGAGUACAUAAUGACACCUAGACUAUUGAACAGUGUGUUGGAGGAUAUGUAUACCAGAACAGAUGGAACAGUUGAAGAGGCAUUUGCACAGUAUACGAAAGAGAAACAACAUAAAAUCCUUAAUUGUAAAAGUUCAGAAAACGUUGAAUAUGCCAAGUUUCAGCUCCACACUGCUGUUCUUCUCCAUUGUAUUCCAAACAGACAAGAAAUCAUCAUUAAAAGAGAAUGGGCACAGAAAAUAAACAUAGGAAUCAAUAUUUUUGAAGUUGAGCCUUACAGAAUUCAAUCACAAGAUCUACAAAAUAAUCUUGAGUAUGCAAGGAUGGGUUUGGAUGUUGGGGAUGUCUGUGUGAAAAUUCGGCAUUUGAUUCCUAACUUAGCAAACUGUUGGCGAGAAAGGUUUCCUUAUGAUUUAGAAGGGAUGCUACAAAUUGCCAAAAAUGUUGGUUCUGAUGAAAUUUUGCCAAUUAUGUAUCAAAAUGGUGGAGCAAGAAAAGAGUUUGAAAAAUUGUUAGUUGAGACUCAGAAAGAGAUCCAAUCUGUUCUUUUGCCAUUCUCCAUUGGUGGUGAUACAUUGUAUCAGGCAUCACAAUCAAAGCAAGAAGUGUUACAAACACCAUGUACAGUAGUGCCAUCUGUCGAAAAUUUCUUUGAACGAGAUGGAAAAGAGUUAUCUUUGUAUAAUCAAGAUAUACCAGAAAAUUUCAAAGGUCAUGAACAAAAUGUGGCUUUAUUUUCCCUGUUUAUAAAACAACUUUCAAAGUCAGUUGAUAGGUUUUUGGUGUAUCCACUGAUAACAAAUUUCAUGGGAGUAGACUACUUUGUUUUUUACAAUGUUUGUGUUGAUAAUAAUGAAGGUUGUACAUCACGUAAAAGGGUCAAAGUUCAAGAAAAAACAUUGUACCUUGUUCAAGUGGCAACAGGUGCUAUGCAUCGAGGUGAUACAAUUGGUCAAGCUUUGAAUGUGGUGAAACAAAUUUUUGCAAAUGAAGAUGUUAUAGUUCAUGCUGUUGUUAUUGUUGCAAGUCAGAAUAAAAGGUCCUUCACAUUGACCAGGUGUGCAUUUGAAAACAUUUCUGUGAUUAACUUAAAUGGAACAGAAAAGCCAUUACUACAAAAUAACUGCCUCCUGUAUCAAUUUUACUUAGAACUUUUGAAGUCAUCCUAAGCUUUGAUACAUGUACUGGUUCAUACUGAAAAUGGCUUGCCAUGAUUUAUUAUUUCAAAGAUAGAAAAUGAUGUUCUAAGACCAUUAUGCUCAGUUGAUGUACAAUACCUGUGAGUCUCUUUUUCUUUACAUGAAAACUAUACGGAAAGAUAUAUCACUUCCAUAAUUGAUAUAUCAGUAUUUAUUUUAUAAGGGAUUGAUAUGUAUUUAUACAUUAGAAAGUUAAUUACUGUUAGUUAUAAGUCUAAUCUAUUGGUUAUUAUAUGUCUGCCUGUACAUAUUAAUCAUCUAUCACAGUUUUGUUAGCAACUACUAAUUACACAUGCUUAAAAUUUUAACCAACUCUUUGUUAAGGCAUGUCUUAUAGUGGUAUUUAUAUUUGAAAAAAAAAGCUGAUGUUAACUUCCUGUUGAAUGAAUUUAUUUUUGUCCAUAACAAAUUUUCAUCAGUGGCAACUUUUACAGUGUCCAAAACACAAUACUAUACUCUAAUGUAUUUAUAUUUUUAUUUU